UUUCGAAGCAAUGACUCAAGUUCAGGACAAGGCGGUUGGAGCGGCGCUGCUGGCAAUUGGCUCGUUUGUGUUCACCUACUACAGCAUCUGGACGCUCAUUAUCCCGUUUGUCGACCUGGGCCACCCGGCGCGCAAGCUGUUCCCUCCCCAGUGGUAUGCGAUUGCUCUGCCGGUGCUCCUGCUCACUGUUGGAGUUACGGGCAUCUUUGGCUUCCUGUCGUUUGUCAUGCUCAAGUCUGGCAAGAAGGCAAAGUCCACAUAAAGAAAACUUUCUUAAUGUUUCA
Linderina pennispora is the source of this 284-nucleotide messenger RNA. RefSeq names its product putative dolichol-phosphate mannosyltransferase 2. The record is from RefSeq and is a predicted model, not a curated record. Gene Ontology annotation, molecular function: enzyme regulator activity. NCBI's taxonomy places the organism in Eukaryota, Fungi, Kickxellomycota, Kickxellomycetes, Kickxellales, Kickxellaceae. Gene Ontology annotation, cellular component: endoplasmic reticulum membrane; dolichol-phosphate-mannose synthase complex. The coding region runs from base 11 to 262 and encodes 83 amino acids. Gene Ontology annotation, biological process: GPI anchor biosynthetic process. The transcript has a single exon.